Pipistrellus nathusii (Nathusius's pipistrelle) is the source of this 2733-nucleotide messenger RNA. The record is from the annotation of a GenBank genome assembly. NCBI's taxonomy places the organism in Eukaryota, Metazoa, Chordata, Mammalia, Chiroptera, Vespertilionidae.
AUGAAAGGCAGUAAUAGAAACAAAGAUCAUUCAGCAGAAGGAGAAGGGGCUGGAAAACGACCAAAGCGGAAGUGUCUCCAGUGGCAUCCGCUACUGGCCAAGAAGCUUCUGGACUUUUCAGAAGAGGAGGAAGAGGAAGACGAAGAGGAGGAUAUUGACAAGGUUCAACUUCUUGGAGCUGAUGGCCUAGAGCAAGAUGUUGCUGAGACUGAAGAUGAUGAAUCACCAGAGCAGCGAGCCCGGAGACCAAUGAAUGCAUUUCUCUUAUUUUGCAAACGCCAUCGCUCCCUUGUACGUCAGAAACACCCCAAGCUUGAUAACCGAGGUGCUACCAAGAUACUGGCUGAUUGGUGGGCUGUUCUUGAUCCGAAGGAAAAGCAAAAAUACACAGACAUGGCCAAGGAGUAUAAAGAUGCAUUUAUGAAAGCAAAUCCUGGCUACAAAUGGUGUCCUACCACAAACAAACCUGUGAAGUCCCCAACACCCACUGUCAAUCCACGAAAGAAGCUAUGGGCCUUCCCAUCUGACUCUUCAAGAGACUUGCCAAGCCCCAAGAAAGCUAAGACUGAAGAAAUGCCUCAACUUAACUUUGGAAUGGCUGAUCCUACUCAAAUGGGAGGACUGAGUAUGCUGCUUUUAGCUGGAGAACAUGCGCUUGGCACAUCAGAGAUGUCCUCUGGCACCUGCAGGCCUGAUGUUUCAGAAUCCCCUGAAUUGCGUCAGAAGUCACCAUUAUUUCAGUUUGCUGAGAUAUCUUCAAGUACAUCCCAUCCUGAUGCUCCUUCAAAACAGUGUCAAACAUCAGCCUUGUUUCAGUUUGCAGAGAUUUCUUCAAACACUUCGCAGUUGGGUGGUGCCGAACCUGUAAGACGCUGUGGAAAGUCUGCACUCUUUCAACUAGCAGAGAUGUGCCUGGCAUCAGAGGGGAUGAAAAUGGAAGAAUCCAAGCUAAUAAAAACAAAAGAAUCAGAUGGCAGGAGAAUGAAAGAAUUGGAGAAAGGGAAGGAAGAAAGGGAGAUAAAAAUGGAGAAAACAGAUGAAGCCAGGUUACAGAAGGACGCAGAAUUUGAAAAAGCUUUUAAGGAAAAUGUAAAAGAUCCUAAGGAAUUAAGAAAUUUUGAGGAGCUGCAAAUGAAUGAUAUAAUGGCUAUAAAAAUGGAAGAUCCCAAAGAAGUUAAAAAAGAAGAAUUAGACAGAGAUCAAAAGUACAGUCACUUCUCUGAUUUUUCUUACUCUGCCAGUAGCAAGAUAAUAAUAAGUGAUGUUCCCAGUAGAAAGGAUCAUAUGUGCCAUCCUCAUGGGAUUAUGAUCAUUGAGGAUCCCACAGCAUUAAACAAGCCAGAGAAGCUAAAAAAGAAAAAGAAGAAAAGCAAAAUGGAUCGACAUGGGAAUGAUAAAUCCACACCCAAGAAGACUUGCAAAAAGAGGCAAUCCUCAGAGUCUGACAUAGAGAGUGUCAUAUACACCAUUGAAGCUGUUGCAAAGGGAGACUGGGGCAUUGAGAAACUUGGAGAGACCCCUCGCAAGAAGGCACGUGCAUCCUCAAGUGGCAAAGGAAACAUUUUGGAUGCCAAGCCACCAAAGAAAAAAGUGAAAUCAAGAGAGAAGAAAAUGUCAAAGGAGAAAUCCUCAGACACCACCAAAGAGUCAAGACCUCCAGAUUUCUUAAGUAUUUCUGCCAGCAAGAACAUUUCUGGUGAGGUGCCAGAGGGUAUAAAAGCAGAACCAUUGACCCCCACGGAGGACACAUUACCACCCAGCUUAUCAGGACAUGCCAAGCCUGAGGAUAGUGAAUGUCACAGAAAAAUAGAAGCCUGUGGUUCCCGGAAAUCCGAGAGGUCUUGCAAAGGUGCUCUUUAUAAAACCCUGGUGUCUGAGGGCAUGCUCACCUCUCUGAGAGCUAAUGUUGACAGAGGGAAACGAAGCUCAGGAAAAGGAAACUCCUCUGAUCAUGAAGGCUGUUGGAAUGAAGAAAGCUGGACCUUUAGCCCAUGUGGGACCAGUGGGAGCAAGAAGUUCAAGAAGACAAAGCCAAAGGAAGACUCUCUCCUCGGCUCAGCAAAGCUGGAUGAAGAAUUUGAAAAAAAAUUCAACAGCCUUCCUCAAUAUAGUCCUGUUACAUUUGACCGGAAAUGUGUACCUGUUCCAAGAAAAAAGAAGAAGACUGGAAGCAUGUCCUCAGAACUGACUAAAACCAGCAAAGGAAGUGGGGAUAAAUGGUCAAACAAGCAAUUCUUCUUGGAUGCCAUUCACCCUACAGAAGCCAUAUUUACAGAAGACAAAAACACCACAGAGCCUGCUCAUAAGGUUAAAAAUGCCCCAUCCAUUCCCAACACUCCAGAGCCAACAGCAACGCAAGAACCCCUGGUGGGCAGCCAAAAGAGAAAAGCAAGGAAAACCAAGAUCACACACCUGGUCAGGACAGCAGAUGGCCGGGUGUCACCAGCAGGAGGCACUUUGGAUGACAAACCAAAGGAACUGCAGAGGGGUUUCCCUAAAGUCCCUGAGUCAGGCUGCCAUGACGCGUGCGCACACAGCAGCGAGGCCCUGGAGACACGAAGCAGCACCCCCGAGAUGCCCGCCGUGUCUGCGUUUUUCAGUCUGGCUGCGCUGGCUGAAGUGGCCGCCAUGGAAAACGUGCACAGAGGUCAGAGGUCAACUCCCCUCACCCACGAUGGACAGCCAAAAGAAAUGCCACAGGCUCCUGUACUUAUUUCCUGCGCUGACCAGUGA